ACUGUCUUCCGCAGUCAAAUAGAGGGAAUAAGGAAAAGGGGAGAUUGUGAUUGGGCAACAUUAGAUAAAGCUGACGAAAGAAUAUUUCCUAUGCAAAAGAGCUAAAGAUACACAGCUGUAGGAGGAGCUGAAAAAGGACAGUUCCUAACAAAAGGUUAUGCUAGCAGCAGACUCAGACGACUCCAACUUCAGCACCAUGAACACUUCAUUAGCAAGACUCCACUUUGCAGGAGGCUAUCAGCCCUAUGACUCCAAGGACUGGAGGUCCAUCAUUCCUGCUUUUUUGGUGGCAAUCUGUUUAGUAGGUUUUGCAGGGAACCUGUGUGUGAUCAGCAUUCUCCUACAUGGUGCUUGGAGAGGAAAAUCAUCCAUGAUCAACUCCCUGAUUUUAAACCUGAGCCUAGCUGAUCUCUUUCUCCUGCUAUUUUCUGCACCUCUUCGGGCAGCAGCAUACUCCAAAGGUGUUUGGGAUAUGGGAUGGUUUGUCUGCAAAUCCUCUGACUGGUUCACCCACACAUGCAUGGCAGCCAAGAGUCUAACAAUUGUUGUGGUAGCAAAAGCAUGCUUUAUGUAUGCAAGCAACCCAGCCAAGCAAAUGAAUAUCAACAACUGCACAAUAUGGACAGUACUGGUAGUCAUCUGGGCCACGGCUUGCCUCUUACCCUUGCCGGAAUGGUUCUUUAGCACCAUUAGACACCACGAAGGUGUGGAGAUGUGCAUCAUGGAUGUGCCAGCUCUGGCCCAGGAGUUCACUUCUAUGUUUGGUAAGCUCUACCCUCUCCUUGUAUUUUGCCUUCCUUUGCUCUUUGCUGGCAUGUAUUUUUGGAAGGCUUACUGUCAGUACCAAUGCAGAGGAACCAAGACCCCAAAUUUGAGAAACCAGAUCCGAUCCAGGCGACUCACAAUGAUGCUGUUAAGUGUCACUAUAACUUCUGCCAUCAUGUGGCUACCAGAAUGGAUAGCCUGGCUAUGGGUAUGGCAUCUAAAGACAGGAAGCCCUGUUCCACCUCAAGGUUUUAUAGCCGUAUCUCAAGUCCUUAUGUUUUCUAUCUCUUCUGCAAACCCUUUCAUUUUCUUAGCAAUGUCUGAAGAAUUUAAAGGCUUCAAAGAUUUCUGGAAAUGGCUGACAUCAAAAAAGCCUCUACCUGACCCAAAUUUGCAAGGAACACCAGCCAGUAACUCACAGGUCAUUUCAGAAAACGUCCAAUCUCAAGAGCCCCUGCCAUCUGUACCAGACAAAGAGAAACCUGGAUCUUCCCCCUCUGGUGAAGAGAAAACAGACAAGGAGAUUCCCAUCCUACCUGAUGUGGAACAGUUUUGGCAUGAAAGGGACAUUGCCCCUACUGAGCAAGACAAUGACCCUAUCCCCUGGGAACAUGGUUCUGAGGCAGCAGGUUGUAGUAAAUGAAAUUACAAGGUCCAAAGCCAAAUGAAGAUGUGUAUUUAUUGUAUUUGCAUAUACUGUUGCUUACCAAUAUUGCUUAAGAUUUCACUAUGUAAAAAUCUGGUAAUAUUAUCUUUGCUCUUGGUUGUGCUCAAGAAAUGUCUUGCUAUCAAAGCUUUCAAAAUCAUAUUUCCAAUUAGUAGGAAUAUCUUUACAUUAGGUAAAACAAUGAUGCUUAGACUACUUGAAAUAAAAAUUUUCAAGUACAAUGCUCAACUUUUCAUAUUCUAAGUUGUUUUUCUCUCUGAGUUUAGAUUUUGGACCAUGCCAUUUACCCUCUUCUCUUUCCUUGUCAACCCAUAGAACUGACAGCAGAGUUGGUUGAAAAACAGUGCAAUUGAUGGCUGUACCAAGGUGGCUCUUCAUGCAAAACUAUGCUUCAGAUGAGAUGGGCCUUAACCCAUUUCUUUGUCCUCCUUGGCACUAAAAAAGUCAGUCAACUAAGCAAUUUUAAAGUAUGUUUGAUAUCAAAUUAAUUUCUAUUUCAUACAAUCAGAAUGCAAAAUAUACACUUAACAGAUUCAGAAUUCAGUUAUUUUCAAUGCAUAAACAAAUAAGCUUUAUUUAAUUCUGGCAAAUUUAACUAACCAGCUACCUUCAAGGAAAUUAGACACUAGGAAUUACUUGACAUUUUUCCUAGUGUUCAUACUGAUUUGCAAUCGCUCAUGUAAUUUGGCAUUUUGUUGUUACUGUUGUUUCUUUUUAGGAAAGGACUAUAGAGCUCUCCUACCUAACCAAACUUAAUACCUGAAAAACUCUUCAGGUUUAAAGCUUAAGAUUUUACUCAUUCAGCAAGAAGAUCAACUUAAAAGGCCAUUUGUUAACUAGUAAUUUAAUAAAUCUUAAAGGCUACUUUUUCCUAACCAUUCCUCUGAGAUAAAAUAUUCAUAAAGUGCUUUGCAAACUCUAAAGUGCUAUGUAAAUGCUAUUAUUAAACCCUAGAAAAAUAGAAUGUGGUCCUUAAUCUACCAGUUAAAAGACUUUGAAAGUUAUCCCUCUCUAAUACCCUCUACUUAUGUCGGGAUCCCUCUUAAAAUUGAGGGUAUGGUUACUGCCUUCAGAAGUUACCAGAGAUGGAAAAGUUUGUUUUUCAGUCUAAAAUCUGUCUCUCAAAGUAAGUACAUGAUAAAUUUAAAAAAAAAAAACCAAGGCUUAAUUAAGCCAUCAUAUUGAAUUUGAUCACUAGAACAUUUAGAACAAUAUGGUAUCUCCAAAUGACAGUAGUGGUAAAUGUGUAACAGGGAAGAGAAGGAACACAGAGAGGCAGAGAACUUGGUUUAAUAAAGGGACAGAAACUAAAAAAUGCAAAGACAAUGCAGGAAAAAAGGGGGGGAGGGGGGGAAUAUUGGAAAAGAAAUUCCAAGGCUUUAAAUCAAACUUUUCUCUCCCCAUAAAAGUAAAUAGGAAAAUGCCAAUUAUCAGACACCUCACUAAUCCAGAACUUUAUAACUGACUAAAUAACAUCUUGUCAUGAAUGUAAUUAUAAAUGCAUCAUUCUUCCUAUAAUACAGAAAGCAUCUAGUGGGACUAGUUACCUUUGUUCCCAGAAUUCUAAUGGGGUUUCUAAGUAUAUUUCCAUUGUUGGGUUCCCUCAGAAAUGCCUUAAGGCAAAAAAGACAGAGGUAGAAUAGAGAAAUUGGAGGAGGAAGACACUGUGGAGAGAAAAGAAGCACUUUUUAAAAUAAGUGAUAAUUUGCAGGGUUUCUUAUUUAUUCUACAGAAGCUUAAGUGGAGGGUUGUUUAUAUUUACCCCCACCUUAUAAAUUAUGAUAAGACUCACUAUGCUCACAAUGCCACAGAAAGAUAACCCACAACAGUACUACUUUCCACAAGAGUCCAAAGAAUUGUUUAGUGAUGCAUGUAUCUUACAGAUUAAAUAUCUUUCAAUGCUUUAUCAUAAGUUGUAUGAAUUUGUGUUCUAUGUUCUCUAUAUACUUUAAAUUUUUAAUGUAAGAUGACAUUGUUGAUGUCAUUUUUACUUAUGAACAAAUAAAAACAAACAUGCCUUACUGACAA
Messenger RNA from Monodelphis domestica (gray short-tailed opossum), 3460 nucleotides. It is a transcript of the gene GPR151, whose product is annotated as G protein-coupled receptor 151. Gene Ontology annotation, biological process: G protein-coupled receptor signaling pathway. Gene Ontology annotation, molecular function: G protein-coupled receptor activity. Lineage: Eukaryota; Metazoa; Chordata; Mammalia; Didelphimorphia; Didelphidae. Gene Ontology annotation, cellular component: plasma membrane. The record is from RefSeq and is a predicted model, not a curated record.